Perca fluviatilis (European perch) is the source of this 1271-nucleotide messenger RNA. It is a transcript of the gene gadd45aa, whose product is annotated as growth arrest and DNA-damage-inducible, alpha, a. The coding region runs from base 164 to 649 and encodes 161 amino acids. The record is from RefSeq and is a predicted model, not a curated record. Gene Ontology annotation, biological process: regulation of cell cycle. Gene Ontology annotation, cellular component: cytoplasm; nucleus. The transcript has 4 exons. NCBI's taxonomy places the organism in Eukaryota, Metazoa, Chordata, Actinopteri, Perciformes, Percidae.
CGCCUGACUAGCAUUGUCUCGGACAGUUUUAAUGUGAAGUUGCCAGAUUUAUCUCUCAGUUGCAGCACAGCGGACAACAGAUAAAGUGUGUGUGUUUAGUCGAGAAGAUACCAGGAUAACUCGCCAGUACUACACUCUUUGCUCUAACGUGGAUUAGGAUUUUAUGUACAACAUGACAUUUGAGGAACUAAGUGGGGAUUACUCUCAAGAAAGAAUGGAUUCAGUGGCGAAAGCUUUGGAAGAAGUCCUCACCUCUGCGUUGCCACAGGGCUGCAUUACAGUCGGAGUCUACGAGGCUGCCAAAUCACUCAAUGUGGACCCUGAUAAUGUGGUCUUGUGCAUCCUCGCCACUGAUGACGAAGAUGUGAAAGAUGUGGCACUGCAGAUCCACUUUACCCUAAUUCAGGCUUUCUGCUGUGAGAAUGACAUCAACAUCCUGAGAGUCAACAACACCCGGCGCCUGGCAGAAAUACUGGAGGGAGAAGGGAAACAGAGUGGGGGUGAACCUAUGGACCUCCACUGUGUCCUGGUCACUAGCCCACAUUCUACAUCGUGGAAGGACCCCGCUUUGAGCAAAGUGAACCGAUUCUGCAGGGAGAGCCGCUGUAUGGACCAGUGGGUACCCAUCAUCAACCUGCCCGAACGAUGAACUUUUAGCUGCUGAAACCUGUGGAAGGACUUGUAUCUGCACAUUAAGAGUGGUGUGAACCCUGAUGGACACAUUACCACCCAGAGAUCAAAUUCCAAAAGUACUGCUGAUGGGGAAAGAACAUUUUGGAGAGAGAGAGAGAGAAAAAAGACCCCACUGUCUUACAUGGGAUGCAUUUAAAAGAAGACAAAAAAAGAGCUGAGGGGGGAAGGAUUUUCCACUUUGGACAGGACUGUUUGGAGUUGCGUCUGUCAGCCUUGGCAACUGAGAUGAGAUGGGCGAGGCAUGUGAAGAUGGACACUGUACAGAAGGAUUAUAUCAUGUAUGUUUGGUAAAAGCCUCUGUGACGAGUCGGAGAAGUGGGGAGAAACCAGAAGUUGGAGCUGUUGAGUGGACCAAGGCCUCGGCCUCUCUCUGCAGAAACAAAGCACUUGUUGAAACACUGGACCUUUUGCAAUUUCACUUAUUUGAUUCCAAAUUGUUAAUGUUGACGUUGCUAUUGUCCUAAUUUAAAAAGGGAAAGGGCUACACAUCCAGUGCAGACAUUCUGUGUAUUUAGUGUUUCCUAUUGCCAGCUGGUUUUCUGCCACGUGUAAAAUAAAUUUUGUUACUAUUUAAGUUA